UUUUUGAUGGCUUUUUUUUCGCCUGCGCCGUUAGUAUUGGGGUCUCCAGAAAAUGUCAUCCAUAAAAUCAAGUCGGUGUGGCCUUAGGACAGGGCAUCUUCAACCCACUCUUUCCAGUCGGCUGCUGAAUCAUAUUUUUCUCAAGAACAUUUAUUAUGUGCCAAGCAGUAUACGUUCUGCCAUCAGUAUGCUGAUAUCAUUUCUCAUAUCUAAUUUCUUAUGCCUGUUGAUAGAAAAAGUUUUAAACGAAACGUCCGUAGUUAUUUUUUGUUUUGUUACGUUCCACACUUCACAUACUUUACGUUUGUGACCGCAUCGGUUACAAGCUAGGCUGCAGUACAAUGUGAACCAGUCACAUUUUCCCUGAGGAAGGUGACAGACGGUCUCCAAAACUUCGGUGUAAAUAAAUCAAUGGUUAUCAGACUGAAAAAAAUCUCUUUAUUCAGCUUUCAGACCCUGUCGACAAUCCACAUACUCACAAGAGCAGCCAUGUCUACCUACAAGGAGAGAGGGGUCAUGUUUCUAACUGACGUUGUGCCACGUUCCAACCUGGAACUCCUAAAAACUUUUGACAUCAGAGACGACGACAUCAUGUUGAUCACCUACCCCAAAGCUGGCACUUGGUGGCUCCAUCAAGUGGUGAAACAGAUUCUGGCCGCACAGGGAGUUAAAGAUGAGAAGUAUUUGGGAAACAUACCCAACCUUAUCGCAUCAACAGUGCCUGGAAAAGGCCCUCUGGCGGAACUCUUCAAAACUGCACCUUCUCCUCGGGUACUGGCGACUCACGUACCAGUGGAAUUUCUCCCGGAUGGUUUGCUCGGUUCCAAGGCGAAGAUAGUCGUCUUGAUGAGGAAUCCCAAGGACACCACGGUCUCCAUGUUCCACUUCUCGCACAAAGUUCCUAAACUACCGACGCCUGAAUCUUGGGAUAGCUUCGUUCAACAGUUCCUUACUGGCGACUGUCCAUGUGGGCCUUUCUACGACCACGUCCUGGGGUACUGGAAGCUUAAGGACCAGCCCAACAUUCUCUUCCUGAAGUAUGAGGAUAUGAAGAAGGACCUGCCGGCGGAAGUGAAGAAGCUCUGCUCCUUCCUUGAAAAGCCGCUGAGUGACGAAGAGGUACAAGCAGUGGUCGGUGCGACCCAGUUCGACUCCAUGAAGAAGACUUUGGGAGAAAGAGGACAAAGGAAUACAAGGAAGGGAGUCAUCGGAGACUGGAAGAACUACUUCAGUGACGACCAGAGCCGAGCUUAUGAUGAGCAGUACCGUGAGAGGCUGUCCAACACUGGGCUGGAAUUUCAAUUUGAGUGAUACGUUUUUGACCAAACUGCAAAUAAUACGUACAAAGCAGCUAUAUAUAUGUAACAGUCGAUUCAAGGUCAAAGAUGUGAAAGAGCAAAAAUGAAGAAUUUAUAUUAUUCGGUAUAACAUACUCUAUAUGUUUGUCAUUUGUUAAACCUUUCUGGCCAUUUUGAUUUCAUAAAUAAAGAAAGCGACAUUAAAGAUGUUAUCCAUAUAACGUUAAUCGAAUUGAUAUGGCCUGACUCAUCAGGCACCAAUUCUAAAUGAUAACAUUGCCAUGGCAACCGAUUGUUUACAUGCAUAUCUUUAUAGAAUUCAUUAAUUUCGGUUUAAAAGCAAUGUGUUUGUCGAAAUAAAGUAUUUCAGCUGAAUCACUGUGACAUUUGCAUGAA
Messenger RNA from Branchiostoma floridae (Florida lancelet), 1694 nucleotides. RefSeq names its product sulfotransferase 6B1-like. The record is from RefSeq and is a predicted model, not a curated record. Bases 412 to 1311 code for a protein of 299 amino acids. The transcript is spliced from 6 exons. Lineage: Eukaryota; Metazoa; Chordata; Leptocardii; Amphioxiformes; Branchiostomatidae. Gene Ontology annotation, molecular function: sulfotransferase activity. Gene Ontology annotation, cellular component: cytoplasm. Gene Ontology annotation, biological process: sulfation.